AUGACGAGGAUCUACAGUCCGACGCUCCUCUGUUCCAGCUGCCGCUAUCCUGGCCCGUCUGGAUGGCUGUACCAGUGCACGCAAGAUAGAGAAGACCUGAUCGAGCACGCUGUGAAGCAGGGAGAGUUUGUCAAUAUGGAUCAUAUCGGCUGUCAACUUACCCCAAUGAUGGGCAUUCGAAAAGGAAGUCCUGCUGCUCGCGAGGACCGACUCAGCUUCUUCAAGGAGAUUAGCCAAAAACAACUUGCAAGUUACCAGCCCGAUCAAAUUGCAAAGAUACUACGACAGCGUGAAAACGUCCAACUUGCUAUCCAGCGAGACAAGAUUCAAAAGAACAGUGCCGCGAUCCUCAGCCGCCUCGCUCAGCCCUACGGAUUAGAUAGUGCGUCUUGUAGCAUUGGGCUUCAAAAGCCGUGGCUGUGUAGCCCGCAGGAGGAAUGCCAGUAUCGCGUCUGCCAAAGCUGUCGGCCUGGCUGCGCAGACCGCGCAUUUCUCAGCCUCAACGCCGUUGCUAAUGGAGAGGUGCCCCCUACUGCCGCAGCUGGAUAUAGUUUCCACCUCCUGGGCCAGCGGCCUGUCAUAGAUGCGAGGAACCUCCUGGAUAUGGGCUGUCGUCCAGUGCCCUUGUCUCGCUCUUCUCCUGCUAGCACGGAACACGACUCUCCUGCAUCGACGAUGAGUGUCAUGGACUUGCUCGACGCGCAGAUCGCCCGUGGACGUAUUCUGUGGACAAGAAGACAAGACGACGCCGAGAUAGAAGAGUAUGAUGCCGACUUUGACUGGUCCCUUACGCCUACGAUAUCCAGCAUCACUUCUGGCCAUUUAAAGUACUCUCCUGGAUGCGAGAAUCUAGGAGUGCUUUCAGAAAAUGCAUCGGCCACGUUUGACCCACAGCAAUGGACGCCUCCUCCUUCAGAGAACGAUCUGCCUGGGAAUGAGGCUACGGAAGAUGAUUACAGUGGCACUCCUUCGAGAGCCCAGAGUGCACCAUCGCCCAAAGAAGAUGUCUCUCAGUCAACUGAAGGUCUCAUCAUCGGCCAUGUUCGCGAGCUGAGUCUUGACGAAUCGUUAAACAAAGCAACACUGGGACCAUCUCAGUCAACCAACGAAAACUUUACCCCGUCUCCCCUCAAAGUGCCCCAUGGGGUAGCCAUGCUGGAAGAGAGCGUCGAGCUAGGGGUUCCAGAUGUCAUUACGCAGGCUUGA
Molecule: messenger RNA, 1206 nt
Organism: Trichoderma atroviride IMI 206040
Lineage: Eukaryota; Fungi; Ascomycota; Sordariomycetes; Hypocreales; Hypocreaceae
Source: RefSeq, a predicted model, not a curated record